Messenger RNA from Hypoxylon fragiforme, 2615 nucleotides. RefSeq lists its product as uncharacterized. The record is from RefSeq and is a predicted model, not a curated record. NCBI's taxonomy places the organism in Eukaryota, Fungi, Ascomycota, Sordariomycetes, Xylariales, Hypoxylaceae. The transcript is spliced from 2 exons. Bases 664 to 1908 code for a protein of 414 amino acids.
GUUGAGUUGUUCCCUGAACUUUCAAAUGUUCCCUUUGUAUGUACCUAAGUACCGAAAUAGUGUACAUACAGAAUCCCUCCAGAGUCCAGCAGGACCAGCACUGGAGAGUCCACAUCACUGAAGUGGCUUUAACUUUAAGAAGUGGAAGUGGAAGUACAUAAGCUUCGUACCUCUUUGGUAGUCAUUUGGUACAUAGUACGAUUUUAAUUUGUUCGAAGCGGAACGGCACGACAACUUUCUUUUUAUUCACGUCAACUUGAACAGUCCUGAUCACCACUUUACCACCCAACUCUGAACAAUCCUCCUUACAAGAUACCCGUUGUUCUUUGUUGUUCGAUCCCCCUCUGCUUUCCUUGAUCGACCUACUAUUCAUUUAGUACCUGUGAGAUCUCUAGACCUCCAGUCUCUAUACCUUGUACGUUAGGUACAAUACAACACCUAAAUAAUAGUGCAUACCUACCCAUAAGCCAUCAAUCAACCUCGCCCAUAACCACGCCCAUAACCACGCUCAUAUUCAGAUCGCAUUUACUCCUGGAAGAAGUCAUCACACAUGACACAGCCCGAUGAUUUAUGACGCCUCGGGCAAACCCUACGCUCCUGGUGGCGACUGAUUUCCGCAUCACAGAACCCUUCUAUUGUUAAGUUAACAGAGUCUCACUCAACAUGCCUAUUGGUGAUCUUCUCGCCGAGAUCUCAGGCGGCACGUCGUCGAACGCGCCGCCACCAAAGACACCAACCUCAUCCAGCCUCAAGCGCAAAGCAGACGAUGAUAACCAAAGCACAACAUCGAUCAAGGCUACCAAAUCACGGCAACAAGACGGGUCCUACUCUGCAACUAAGAUUACCCGCGAUUUGAAGGAUGACAAUACCAUGGUGGAUCGACUAAAGAUAACAACAUCAUCAUCCGUAUCCACCAAAACAGCGUCGCUGCCUCACCGAACAAAUCCGCCGGCAACAAAUGGCCGCUAUGAACCGCCCGUGCCCAAUAAGCCGCGCUCAACCACCACCGCCUUCUCAAACAACAGGCCAAGCACUACUUCUCAAGCAAGGAAAUCCUCAACCCCCACCGUUCAGCCGAGACUCAGUUCGGCUGCUCUAGCAGCUGCUUCCAAAGCAGCUCCCUCGAGACCAUCGCCCACAACUCCCACGGCCACCGAUCCAUCCAAGGCACCCAAGAAGGGAUCAUUCCAAGAGAUCAUGGAACGUGCGAAGAAGGCGCAGCAAACUAUGGGCAAGGUCGGUGUGAUUCAGCACAAGUCUAUCGGGAACAACAACAGCAAGAAAGAGCAGCCUGUGAAGACGGAACAGAAGUCAGCCAAGAUGAAGGGGGCCGAUGGAAAACCGUAUCUUGGAAAUGGUCGACCAUCCAUGGGUUCUUCUCGUGGUGCAACGAAGCCUGGAGCGGCUGCUCGCGAUGCAGGUCGAAACGGUGCUGCGCAAGACGCGAAGACAGGUGGCAAGUCGAGACCUGGAUCAUCAGCAGGUGAGGUAGCAGAGAAGAAGGUCAAGAAAUCAGCAACGGCUACUACGGGCUAUACUGGAACUGCACGUCCCCGCCCUGGUGCGGCGUCAGGCAAGCCAUCUUUGUCUAGAAAAGGGUCGUCAUACAACUCUGGUGGACUGCUUGCACCCCCGAAACCAAGCCGCCGAGAUCGAUACGAAGAUGAAUACGAUGACGAGCUGGACGAUUUCAUUGAAUAUGACGACGAUGAAGGGCCCGGUCCUCAAGGCUAUGGGUACGAUUCCGAUGGAUCCAGUGACAUGGAAGCCGGCCUCUCAGACAUCGACGUAGAGGAGCGAAGAGCCGAAGUACUAGCACGAGAGGAGGACAAGAGAGAGGCUGCAUUAGAGGAGAAGCUGAAACGAGAGAAGGAAGAACGAAGACGUCGACUUGGUCAAGGUCGUUAGAAAGGAUCUUUUCCCCAUAUUUCGCCCAUGAAAAGAUCCUGUUCGAGUCGAAGGUGGCCAAGGCAGGCGGGCAGUCACGCUUCUUUUUUUCCCUCUCUCUUUUUUCUUCCCUCUCCAUCCACGUUUGUUUUGAUUUCUAAGAGACACGGCCUCAUGUAAAUGGAAAUUGCAUGGAAGAUGGCGUUAACGAGAAUAUCCUUUCACGCCGUUUGAGGCUAAACCAGGGUUAGCAACGGCGUUCUUCAUCAUCAUAAUCAUGCAUGCAUGUCCCUUCAUCCCCCUCAUCUAUCCCCAUCUCUCAAUAUCCCCCUCCCCAUAUUCAUCAUAUCCCCAACAUCUACCCCCCUACAUUAUUGUGUCCAGGGCCAUCGAUCUAGAGGGUUCAGCCGCGCGAUGAUGGAUGGGUCUAUAGUUUUUUUCAAUGUUCAGCAUAGUACAGCACAGCCUUUUAAGAGAGGUGUCUCUACACAGAUCAAUAGGUAUGCACAAAACAGAGAAAGAGUACUUACUUACUAGGUACUGUACAUCAUAAUGCUUCAAAACUUCAUAAUGGUUAGUUCAAUAGUAGUUAGUAAUACGUGUGUGUGUGUGUGUGGUGGUAUUCCUGAAAUUUUAGAGUGUUCAUUAUCCUAGUUCGUGUCUUUUGAGUUGAUUUGAUUUAUUGCUGGUUAUGUAUGCUGCGUACGUGUGUAUCUAGUAGGUUAUAU